Malus domestica (apple) is the source of this 856-nucleotide messenger RNA. Its product is annotated as cystathionine gamma-synthase 1, chloroplastic-like. Lineage: Eukaryota; Viridiplantae; Streptophyta; Magnoliopsida; Rosales; Rosaceae. The record is from RefSeq and is a predicted model, not a curated record. Gene Ontology annotation, molecular function: cystathionine gamma-synthase activity; pyridoxal phosphate binding. Gene Ontology annotation, cellular component: chloroplast. Gene Ontology annotation, biological process: transsulfuration.
UAAGCUUACAUGAUAAUAAUAUUUGUUUUUUGUUCAUCAACAGAAUGCUGCGUACCUGAUCAUUCGAGGCAUGAAGACCUUGCAUCUUCGUGUGCAACAACAGAAUUCAACAGCAUUGAGGAUGGCCAAAAUUUUAGAGGCACAUCCUAAGGUGGCACACGCCUAUUAUCCUGGUUUGCCUAGCCAUCCUGAACAUCAGCUUGCCAAGAGGCAGAUGACUAGUUUCGGUGGUGUUGUCAGUUUUGAGAUUGAUGGAGACUUUAUGAGAACCAUUAAAUUCGUGGAUGCACUGAAAAUCCCAUAUAUUGCUCCAUCCUUUGGUGGCUGUGAGAGCAUUGUGGAUCAGCCAGCCACAAUGUCUUACUGGGAUCUCAGCCAGUCAGAUAGAAUCAAGUACGGGAUGAAAGAUAACUUGGUCCGUUUCAGCUUCGGAGUGGAAGACUUUGAAGAUCUCAAGGCAGAUAUACUGCAGGCCCUGGAGACCAUAUGGACUGUGGCCUGUUUCUGUUUUAUUUCCCAUGUCCAUUGUUGCAUUGGUGCUUCAAUUGACUUUUAUCACCAAUAUGUGAGUUGUGUGGCUCUUACUGUUGCUCUCCACUACCUUUUCACAUUUGCUACCCAAUUUGUUUAGGGUGUCAACUGUUAAAGUUUGAACAAAUAACGUCUAGGAUUUGAUAACAUUUUUCUAUAUUUAGGGUCGACAUAUACAUAUGUGCCGAGUGAGUCACACCAUUGAAGCACUGGAGUUGGUAUAUGCAGCAAUGACUGAAAAUCACACGCGCGCGUUUGAACGAUGUACCACUAGCAUAUUCAGUGACUUUUUCUUCUUCUUGGUCAAUAGCAAAAUCAAUAACUG